This is a messenger RNA of Macrosteles quadrilineatus (aster leafhopper), 690 nucleotides long. RefSeq names its product dynein axonemal assembly factor 6 (gene Dnaaf6). The record is from RefSeq and is a predicted model, not a curated record. NCBI's taxonomy places the organism in Eukaryota, Metazoa, Arthropoda, Insecta, Hemiptera, Cicadellidae. The transcript has 3 exons. Gene Ontology annotation, molecular function: dynein intermediate chain binding; protein-folding chaperone binding. Gene Ontology annotation, cellular component: cytoplasm. The coding region runs from base 65 to 673 and encodes 202 amino acids. Gene Ontology annotation, biological process: axonemal dynein complex assembly.
GCUGCCUCAAUCUGUCAUCAUUUUCACAAACAUAAACAGAUGGCAUGGAUAUUUAAAAACCUGAAUGUGUAAGAAGAUUUUAAAGAUGGAAUUUAAUGCUUGUGACAUUAAAAAACUUGCUGACCUGUUGAAAGUUGAAGGUGAAGAUUCUUCUAGUGAUGAUGAUAUUCCAAGAUGUUCUAAAUUAGGACCAGGUGAUAUCCAGCCAAAAAGUAAAAUUAACAUUAGAGUUCCAGAUGAAGAUAAUGAAACGGAGAAGUCAAAAAAGACAAAAAAAGACCCACAAGACAUUUGGGAUAUUGAAGAGGUACAAGUCGUACCUUUCUGUGAUGAUGCUUCAUAUGAUCCCAGGCCAAGACCAGAAUUUGACAUUCGGUACAGACAGGCAGUUUCUUCUGAGGAUGUUUUUUUACAGCUAGGCCGCAAGACGCCAGCGACAGCCAGCUGUGAAGUGAUGGUGAUUGAGAUGUGUCUGGAGGGAGAGCGGAAGGAGGACAUUGACCUACAAGUGACCAAACACCACCUGGACUUGAGGUCUCCUAUGUACAGGCUGAGUCUCCCCCUCCCCCACCCAGCUGAUCCUGACCAUUCUACAGCUGAGUGGCAGACAACAAAAUCACUACUGACUGUGUCUGUCGCCCUCACUAGAGAUCUUGACUUUGUUAACUUUUAAUAAACCUUUUUUAUCGA